AUGCACUAUAACCUGGAACCUACCCUCUCGUCUCGUGAUCGGAACAAGCCGAGCUCAGACCUCCCACCCACACCACCGACUUCCGCCAUCUCCGCUGUCCUCCCUCCCCAACCAGACUUCUUGAGAUCUCGAGAGAUGCCGCCGAGAUGUGUGACUCGGGCAUGUAUAAACUGCCAGAGACGAAAGAGUCGCUGCGUGCGUAGUGUCGGCCGUGGGAGAACGGGCGACGGAGCUCCGUGCUCCUAUUGCGCGCAGACAGGCAAAUCCUGCAGCUUCGAGAACCCGCCAGACCGGACGCCCCUGACCAGGAACAAUCUAGAUGCCGCUGAGCUUCGGUGCGCGCAGCUCCGGUCGCUCAUCAAAUCGCUCAACCCAGAUCUAGACAUUGACUCCGCCAUUGGUCAGCAAGCCCAUACUCCCAGCUCCAGCCAAGCGAUCGAAGCCGCCUGGGACGCGUCGACUCUGCAUGAGUAUGAGUGGCACGAAGACUCGCUAUCCCCCGAGGCGGAGCACCAUAGGCUAGCCGGCUCCGACGGCAUGGCUACCAUUUCCAAUAAUGACUCAGGAUAUCUUGGACCCCUCUACCUCGAUACGGCAGUCAUUGAUAAUCACCCUCUAGGGAGCAGCUCGGGUUCAUAUCUCCUGGGCGAAAUCGAUCCUGAUAUAACUCUCAGGCCCCAGGCAGGCCGCCGGAGAGCUCAACGGAUGACAGACCCGUCCCAACGCGCUCCUUGGCUUGAUGGACCCGAACCACUGGAUCUUCCCUUGUCCUACGCUGCCAGUCAACUGAUUGAUGCAUUCUUCAUUCGUUACAAUACAUCUUAUCCCAUCCUGCAUGAAAAGGCUUUCCGGGACCGCGUUGUAGCCAGACCCGUGAGACUUCUGCCUCAUUCACCAUGGCGGGUCAUUUACUACAUGGUCCUAGCUAUCGGGCAUUGGGCCACCAGUGAUGAGACGGAGCACUUGCGGGCGAGGUAUUACACCGCCGCAAGGGCCAGUUUCUCGUUCCAAAUGCUCGAAUCCGGCACGACGGAGACAGUGCAGGCCUUCUUGUUGGUAGGCAACUAUCUCCAGAAGCGGGAUCGGGCAAAUACAGGCUACAACUUUAUUGGGCUUGCGUAUAGAAUGGCGGUGGGACUUGGGAUGCACCACGACCCGCCGACUUCAGAUUCAAACACGGUUGGUCACGAGAGGCGGAGGCAGAUCUUCUGGACGGCGUAUUGUUUUGAAAGCGGGUUCAACAUCACCACGGGUCGACCUCCGGCCAUAUCGGAGACAUUCUUCGAUACGAAGCUCCCGUUGAACAUUGACGAUCAUGAUUUAUCAUUACAAUCCCCCGUCCCUCAGGAGCUCAAUUACCCAACGACUUGCUCGGCGAUCAUUGCUCAGGCUCGUCUGGCUAAGAUUGGAGACGCCAUCUACCGCGAGUUCCUCUUGGCAAGGACAAAUGGUUCGAAGAUCGAGUACCGCCUCGCCGAGUCUCUCAAUAGAGAGUUGACAGGUUGGAAGCAAAGCUUGCCACCAUUCUUCGAAGAUCCUCCAUCCUCGACACCCUGGUUCCAAGGUCCACGAGCAGUCGUCCUCUGGAAGGAACAGAAUCUGCGUAUCCUUCUCUGGCGCGGCAGCCAGGAUCCUCCUGCAUUCCUAACCACCAGAGUGACCGCAAAUGAAAGGUGUAUGGAUGCAACACUGGAGACCAUUCAUGAUAUUGCAGGAUUCUGUAUGCUCGGCGAUAUCACCAUGUACCAGAGCCUUGCUUGGUACGCGACUUACUUCAUCUUCCAGGCUGCACUGGUGCUUGAAGCUUGUCCUCUCCAAAACAGUGCUCACGAUCCAGGGCAGAUGAUGGUACAAACCCAACUCUGGCAACACUCCACUAUGGAGGUCCGUAGCUGUCUACGCAAAUUGUCUGAGACGAGCAAAUCGGCAGAGCGGUGCCUAGAGCUUCUAGAUCAAGUGCAGACUAGGUUCAGGCCGGUUAUAAGAAAUGGAUUCGAGGCCGGUGAAAGUAGGGAGGGCGUUUCCAACCAUCAACUAGAGCUUGUGCCGGAGAUCCCGGUUGACGUGCAAGUCGCAAACGAUCCGGCAACUUAUAACCCGGAUCAGCAGCAAGAACUUGGCAACGAGCUCACAGAUCCAAGUCUACGAGGUUUUCUUGAUGAAAUGUCGUUGGAUUACAUGGAUAACUUGCCUCUAGACUUUCUCUUUGGAGAAUGGCCAGCGUAA
Clonostachys solani is the source of this 2226-nucleotide messenger RNA. NCBI's taxonomy places the organism in Eukaryota, Fungi, Ascomycota, Sordariomycetes, Hypocreales, Bionectriaceae. The record is from the annotation of a GenBank genome assembly.